Messenger RNA from Coregonus sp. 'balchen', 31979 nucleotides. The record is from the annotation of a GenBank genome assembly. NCBI's taxonomy places the organism in Eukaryota, Metazoa, Chordata, Actinopteri, Salmoniformes, Salmonidae.
AUGAAGGAGACGGAGCCUGCAGAGAGGCUUCUUGAAACAAUUUGGUGAAAUGGGGCCUCACUAGCAGCACGCAGCUGAAAAAAUAUACCCGCACACAAGCCUUGACAUUCUGUUUCAGGUUAACUUUCCCAGUUUCCUGGUUAAAAAAUAAUAAUAAUUCUGACUGUACACAGCUCCUAGCAUGCACAAUGCCUGGGAGAGAGCCAGAUGUAGAGUUACUGGGCUAGAGAGCUAGAGGGAAAGAUUUUAAGAUCCAGGCAGAGAUCAACUCCAACAUCUGGUUUCAGCUACAGGGUAAAGGGCUGAUUUUCUUUCCCCUGUGGAAAUACAGAUCUGUUGCUAAAGCACAAUUUAGCAGUGUUCCUUUCAGCCAUCUUUUAUGGUUAAAAUGACAAGACAUUUAGAUCCAGAUCUGUCCUGGUCAUUAUCCUGACUCAAAUUAAAAUGUUAGCCUUGUUUCCAGUAGAAGUUAACUAUAUACUGAACAAAAAUAUAAAAACCGUAGCCUGAUGUAGUACGUCCGGUAUGGGUCAUCCUUUCACUGGGACGCGCUCUGGUAUGGGUCAUCCUCUCACUGGGACGCGCUCUGGUAUGGGUCAUCCUCUCACUGGGACGCGCUCUGGUAUGGGUCAUCCUCUCACUGGGACGUGCUGGGUUGUGUUCUGGGUCAUCCUCUCACUGGGACGCGCUGGGUUGUGUUCUGGGUCAUCCUCUCACUGGGACGUGCUGGGUUGUGUUCUGGGUCAUCCUCUCACUGGGACGUGCUGGGUUGUGUUCUGGGUCAUCCUCUCACUGGGACGUGCUGGGUUGUGUUCUGGGUCAUCCUCUCACUGGGACGUGCUGGGUUGUGUUCUGGGUCAUCCUCUCACUGGGACGUGCUGGGUUGUGUUCUGGGUCAUCCUCUCACUGGGACGUGCUGGGUUGUGUUCUGGGUCAUCCUCUCACUGGGACGUGCUGGGUUGUGUUCUGGGUCAUCCUCUCACUGGGACGUGCUGGGUUGUGUUCUGGGUCAUCCUCUCACUGGGACGCGCUGGGUUGUGUUCUGGAUCAUCCUCUCACUGGGACGCGCUGGGUUGUGUUCUGGGUCAUCCUCUCACUGGGACGUGUUGGGUUGUGUUCUGGGUCAUCCUCUCACUGGGACGUGCUGGGUUGUGUUCUGGGUCAUCCUCUCACUGGGACGUGUUGGGUUGUGUUCUGGGUCAUCCUCUCACUGGGACGUGUUGGGUUGUGUUCUGGGUCAUCCUCUCACUGGGACGUGCUGGGUUGUGUUCUCUCCCAUCCUCUCACUGGGACGUGCUGGGUUGUGUUCUCUCCCGGAGUCCCCACUGAACCCAAUGCCCCUCCCAGACAAGCUUGGGUCCCAGGAUGUAAAUGAAGAGCACAUGUUGGAUGAAAUGUAUAUGUUGUGAGACCGGGUCAGCUUCCCCCAUGUGUAGGCAGUGUUAGUUUAUCCUCCUGCCACUAGGCUAGAUGUGGGAGGCUGGUUCAACACAGCAACACGUUGCAGGCUGUGAUAUGGUGCGUCCAGUGGAGCUGGCUUGUUGCUUCUUUAGUUGAGCUGAAGUUGUCUCCUUUAUGUGCUCUUGGUGGAAAACCAUUUGCCUUGACGCUGAUAGUUUCAUAUUUCUCUGGUCUCUCCACACAGGCUCGUCUUCGGGACUCUGUAUCCUGCAUACUAUUCCUACAAAGCAGUGAAAACCAAAAACGUCAAGGAAUAUGUAAGUACCAAAACCCUUAUUUCCACAUCAUUGAUUUCAUCAUACUAGUGUGUAUUAAGGUGUCUGCAAUAGAAUACAUGUGAUAAACGGAUGCAUUUUCUAAAGCUUCCAAAAGAUGUUUCCAAUGGUGGGGGAGUGCCAAGAUGGGGGCAUGGGGACUUCAACACAGGGAUCUAGUGUAUUUAUGAUUCAUUGGGUGAACCCCAUGCCACUUACCGGUACUCCAUGUCUGGUCUGAAGGUAUUGAGAACAAGUCCAGGCAUGUGAAUGGGAGUUAACUGCCUAUGACUGGAUCAAACACAGUGACAUGCUCGCUAUCUAUCUGUGGAGACUUGCAGCAGGACACUGUAAAGGCUGGGCUCCUGCCCUUACUAGAAUGAUCCCAGCAGGUGCCUUACAGGAAUGCUAAAUUGAGCAUGUGGCCAACAGGUUUAGGAGAGAUUAGUUUCGAGAAUAUCCUCAGUCUCCUCUCAGCCCUCUCUCCUCCUCCAUCUCACCAUGCUACUCUCCCGCUCUCCUCAGCCCUCUCUCUCCUCCUCCAUCUCACCCUGCUACUCUCCCUCUCUCCUCAGCCCUCUCUCUCUCCUCCAUCUCACCAUGCUACUCUCCCGCUCUCCUCAGCCCUCUCUCUCCUCCUCCAUCUCACCCUGCUACUCUCCCGCUCUCCUCAGCCCUCUCUCUCCUCCUCCAUCUCACCCUGCUACUCUCCCGCUCUCCUCAGCCCUCUCUCUCCUCCUCCAUCUCACCCUGCUACUCUCCCUCUCUCCUCAGCCCUCUCUCUCUCCUCCAUCUCACCAUGCUACUCUCCCGCUCUCCUCAGCCCUCUCUCUCCUCCUCCAUCUCACCCUGCUACUCUCCCUCUCUCCUCAGCCCUCUCUCUCUCCUCCAUCUCACCAUGCUACUCUCCCUCUCUCCUCAGCCCUCUCUCUCCUCCUCCAUCUCACCAUGCUACUCUCCCUCUCUCCUCAGCCCUCUCUCUCCUCCUCCAUCUCACCCUGCUACUCUCCCGCUCUCCUCAGCCCUCUCUCUCCUCCUCCAUCUCACCCUGCUACUCUCCCGCUCUCCUCAGCCCUCUCUCUCCUCCAUCUCACCCAUGAGGGUCACACUCUCAGUGUUAGGAUGUUCUGUUAUCAUCAAGUCUUUCACUUUCUAGAUACUAAAUGUACAAGUAAAGAGUGUAGGGCCUACAUAAGACUUGUCAUUCCCGGAAGUAACUGGGCCAUUUUCCUGGAAUGAUGAGUGUUCAGAUUGAAAGUUAAUUUCAGUAAACCCUCGAGUCAGACUUUAACUGGCUGGGUUGGUUGUAGAACACUGAGUACAGAGCAUUUUACCACCAAGCCAUUUCAGAACAUGUCAUUACUGUGGUUACGCUUGUCUUUUAAAUGCACAGUGAACGGCAGACUGGUAAUUGAGAAACCUCCCCUGAAAAUAGCCUGGACAAAUCACGCUUUGUUGUUGCUCUUUUUAUAGUUGCUUGUUUGCUCUGAAGUAAAUAUGAAAAGUCUUUAUACAUCUGCUUAUAUCACUACAUAUAGGACUAUAGUAGAGUGCUGAGCCCAUGUAAAGUGACUAUAUCACUACAUAUAGGACUAUAGUAGCCUGCUGAGCCCAUGUAAAGUGACUAUAUCACUACAUAUAGGACUAUAGUAGCCUGCUGAGCCCAUGUAAAGUGACUAUAUCACUACAUAUAGGACUAUAGUAGACUGCUGAGCCCAUGUAAAGUGACUAUAUCACUACAUAUAGGACUAUAGUAGCCUGCUGAGCCCAUGUAAAGUGACUAUAUCACUACAUAUAGGACUAUAGUAGCCUGCUGAGCCCGUGUAAAGUGACUAUAUCACUACAUAUAGGACUAUAGUAGCCUGCUGAGCCCAUGUAAAGUGACUAUAUCACUACAUAUAGGACUAUAGUAGCCUGCUGAGCCCAUGUAAAGUGACUAUAUGACUACAUAUAGGACUAUGUAAAGUGACUAUAUCACUACAUAUAGGACUAUAGUAGCCUGCUGAGCCCAUGUAAAGUGACUAUAUCACUACAUAUAGGACUAUAGUAGACUGCUGAGCCCAUGUAAAGUGACUAUAUCACUACAUAUAGGACUAUAGUAGCCUGCUGAGCCCAUGUAAAGUGACUAUAUCACUACAUAUAGGACUAUAGUAGCCUGCUGAGCCCAUGUAAAGUGACUAUAUCACUACAUAUACAUACAGUGCCUUCGGAAAGUAUUCAGACCCCUUGACUUUUUCCAAAAAAAAUUUAGGUUACAGCCUUAUUCUAAAAUGUAUUAAAUUGUUUUUUUCCCCUCAUCAAUAUACACACAAUACCCCAUCAUGACAAAGAAAAAACAGGUUUCUAGAAAUUUUAGCAAAUGUAUACAAAUAAAAAUAAACUACACAAGUAUUCAGACCCUUUACGCAGUACUUUGUUGAAGCACCUUUGGCAGCGAUUACAGCCUCGAGUCUUCUUGGGUAUGACGCUACAAGCUUGGCACACCAGUAUUUGGGGAUUUUCUCCCAUUCUUCUCUGCAGAUCCUCUCAAGCUCUGUCAGGUUGGAUGGGGAGCGUUGCUGCACAGCUAUUUUCAGGUCUCUCCAGAGAUGUUAGAUCGGGUUCAAGUCCGGCCUCUGGCUGGGCCACUCAAGGACAUUCAGAGACUUGUCCAGAAGCCACUCCUGUGUUGUCUUGGCUGUGUGCUUAGGGUAGUUGUCCUGUUGGAAGGUGAACCUUCAGCCCAGUCUGAGUUCUGGAGCAGGUUUUCAUCAAUAAUCUCUCUGUACUUUGCUCCGUUCAUCUUUCCCUCGAUCCUGACUAGUGUCCCAGUCCCUGCUGCUGAAAAAACAUCCCCACAGCAUGAUGCUGCCACCACCAUGCUUCACCGUAGGGAUGGUGCCAGGUUUCCUCCAGACGUGACGCUUGGCAUUCAGGCCAAAGAGUUCAAUCUUGGUUUCAUCAGACCAGAGAAUCUUGUUUCUCAUGGUCUGAGUCUUUAGGUGCCUUUUGGCAAACUCCAAGCGGGCUGUCAUGUGCCUUUUACUGAAGAGUGGCUUCCAUCUGGCCACUCUACAAUAAAUGCCUGAUUGGUGGAGUGCUGCAGAGAUGGUUGUCCUUCUGGAAGGUUCUCCCAUCUCCACAGAGAAACUCUGGAGCUCUGUCAGAGUGACCAUCAGGUUCACCUCCCUGACCAAUAUGGGAUUCAUCAUUUUUGGUCAUUCAGAGUGUAUGUUACUGUUUCUCAUAUAGCUUUUCACACAGGGCACCUUUCCCUUUCGCCGGGCGGGUCGUUUUGGAAAAUGUUUGGCAAUUUGAGUAUACCCACUUCUCUACACGACUGCACAAAUCUGAUUGGGUCACUUGUAACUUGCUGUUUGGACAGUCAGUAUUCCAAAACAGAUUUGAGCCUUAUUCCUGCCGUGGGAACAAGGCUUUAGUUACAAAUAAGGCAUAAUAGUUAGAACAAGUUAACAUGUCAUUCCUCAGAGCCCGCGGCUUGUUGGCAUCUCCUCUCCCAGAGUCUAAGACUGAGGAAUGCUUGCUUUGGACGGGAGCCUGUAGCCUGGACUGAGAUGCUCACGCCUUCAUGCAGGGUUCCCUAACUGGGGGGUCUGUUUGGACAUUACAAGACUGUAAAACACCAGCAAAUCAGCUCCAAGUGAUUUUAAUUUCGGGAAAUCUGUUCCAAAGUAUUCCCAUGCAUAAUAGAGAUUAACAGCAAGGUUUGAAAUGAUUUGUUUUUGUCAAAUAUGAUAUCUGUUUGGUCUUUUUGUGGUCAAUUUGCAGUCUACCAAUUCUUCCCAUGUAGUUCUCUAGAUUCUUCUUCAAUCAUCCAGUGGUUUACUAGGAUAUGAAGGUGAAGGCCGCCUGCACAGGGACUUACACAUACAGGAGACAGAACGGACACAUUGGAAAUGCAUUCAAGAGACUCCAGAAAGCGCUUCUUAAAUGAGGUGGUGCACUAUUCUAUAGGGAGCCAUUUGGGACACAGCCAAGUCACUCAUACCACUACCAAAAAGGGGUCAGACUGCUACAGGACAGCUUAGCUCAGCCAUGUUUUAAUUUAAGAUACGAUCAGACUGAUACAGUACAGCUUAGCUCAGCCAUGUUUUAAUUUAAGCUAGGAUCAGACUGAUACAGUACAGCUUAGCUCAGCCAUGUUUUAAUUUAAGCUAGGAUCAGACUGAUACAGUACAGCUUAGCUCAGCCAUGUUUUAAUUUAAGCUAGGAUCAGACUGAUACAGUACAGCUUAGCUCAGCCAUGUUUUAAUUUAAGCUAGGAUCAGACUGAUACAGUACAGCUUAGCUCAGCCAUGUUUUAAUUUAAGCUAGGAUCAGACUGGUACAGUUUAGCUCAGCCAUGUUUUAAUUUAAGCUAGGAUCAGACUGAUACAGUACAGUUUAGCUCAGCCAUGUUUUAAUUUAAGCUAGGAUCAGACUGAUACAGUACAGCUUAGCUCAGCCAUGUUUUAAUUUAAGCUAGGAUCAGACUGAUACAGUACAGCUUAGCUCAGCCAUGUUUUAAUUUAAUGCAGGUAUUUGUUGGCCUGGCUGCUAGUAAAGGUUUUCCUCCCACAGUCUGAGGAAUGUAAAAUGUCCUCCAUAUAUUUGUAUCUGGGAUCUGGUCAGCUCUUUGUCUGUCUGCUGUCUAUAAGGAGGAUGAGAUGGACACCCAGUCAUCAUGGCCCAAUACCCCUGAGUCUUUGUCUCUCCGGGUGCAUCCCAAAUGGCACCCUAUUCCCUAUAUAGUGCACUACUAGGGCCCUGGUCAAAAGUAGUGCACUAAUAAAAGGAAUAGGGUACGAGUUGGGACGCAGCCUGUCUCUAGCCUGGAGCGUUGAUCAGCCUCGGUCGGAACUCUCAGACAGGCACGGAGCUGCUGGGAGUUCAGCUGGAGGUCGCCAUUCCACCGCUGCACACAUUCAUUUGACUUGGUUCACUGAGGCUGAAAAUAUCACCUAAUACCUCCGAGAGCCACAGAGAGCCCUAACACAAGGCUUCCUCUCAUCACAUGACUGUCUGCGCUACCUUUUUGAGAUUGAAAUGCUAAGGAACCCUUGAAAGCCUGGUGGAGCUGGGCUCUAAGGCGUAGCCUAGCUCAGGGAGAGAGGGGGGAGAUGGGCUCUAAGGCGUAGCCUAGCUCAGGGAGAGAGGGGGGAGAUGGGCUCUAAGGCGUAGCCUAGCUCAGGGAGAGAGGGGGAGAUGGGCUCUAAGGCGUAGCCAGGGGGAGAUGGGCUCUAAGGCGUAGCCUAGCUCAGGGAGAGAGGGGGGAGAUGGGCUCUAAGGCGUAGCCUAGCUCAGGGAGAGAGGGGGGAGAUGGGCUCUAAGGCGUAGCCUAGCUCAGGGAGAGAGGGGGGAGAUGGGCUCUAAGGCGUAGCCUAGCUCAGGGAGAGAGGGGGGAGAUGGGCUCUAAGGCGUAGCCUAGCUCAGGGAGAGAGGGGGGAGAGCAGCCCCUGUCUCUGUGUAGCCUCAGUCAGACAGUAAUGAUGCCUCCAUCUCACACAUUAAUGACCUACUCUAUGGUUUGUUAAAUGAGUUAUUCAGCAAUACAUAGUGAGCGUGUUUCAGUCCUAUAUACAGUCCUGUCACGUCUACUCAGGUAAUGCUGUCCUGGUCCUGUCUGUCUGUCUGGUCUGUCUGGUCUGUCUGUCUGUCUGGUCUGUCUGGUCUGUCUGUCUGGUCUGGUCUGUCUGGUCUGUCUGGUCUGUCUGGUCUGUCUGGUCGGGUGGUCUGUCUGUCUGGUUGGUCCUGUCUGUGUCUGUCUGGUUGUCUUCUUUGGUCUGUCUGGUCUGUCUGUCUGGUCUGUCUGGUCUGUCUGGUCUGUCUGUCUGUCUGGUCUGUCUGUCUGGUCUGUCUGUCUGUCUGGUCUGUCUGGUCUGUCUGGUCUGUCUGGUCUGUCUGGUCUGGUCUGGUCUGGUCUGUCUGGUCUGGUCUGGUCUGUCUGGUCUGGUCUGUCUGGCUGCGGUUGUCUGGUCUGUCUGGUUGGUUUCUGGUCUGUUGUCUGUCUGGUCUGUCUGGUCUGUCUGGUCUGUCUGUGGUUUUCUGGUCUGUCUGGUCUUCGUCUGGUCUGUCUGUCUGGUCUGUCUGGUCUGUCUGGUUGUCUGGUCUGUCUGGUCUGUCGUCUGUCUGUCUGGUCUGUGGUCUGGUCUGGUUUUUUGUUCUGGUCUGUCUGUUGGUCGUCUGGUCUGUCUGUCUGUCUGGUGGUCUGUCUGGUCGGUAUGGUCUGUCUGGUCUGUCUGGUCUGUGGCUGUCUCUGGUCUGUCUGUCUGGUCUGUUCUGGUCUGGUCUGUGUGUCUGGUCUGUCUGGUCUGGUCUGUCUGGUCUGGUCUGUCUGGUCUGUCUGGUCUGGUCUGUCUGUCUGGUCGUCUGGUCUGUCUGUUGGUCCUGUCUGGUCUGUCUGGUUUGCUGUUGGUCUGUCUGGUCUGGUCUGUCUGGUCUGUCUGGUCUGGUCUGUCUGGUCUGUCUGGUCUGUCUGGUCUGGUCUGUCUGGUCUGGUCUGUCUGUCUGGUCUGUCUGGUCUGUCUGUUGGUCUGUCUGGUCUGUCUGGUCUGGUCUGUUGUCUGGUCUGUUGGUCUGUCUGGUCUGUCUGGUCUGUCUGGUCUGUCUGUCUUGGUCUGUCUGGUCUGUCUGGUCUGGUUGCUGGUCUGUUGGUCUGUCUGGUUGUCUGUCUGGUCUGUGUCUGGUCUGUCUGUCUGUCUGGUUCUGGUCUGUCUGGUCUGUGUCUGUUGUCUGUCUGGUUGGUCUGGUCUGUCUGGUCUGUCUGGUCUGGUCUGUCUGGUCUGUCUGGUCUGGUCUUGUCUGGUCUGGUCGUCUGUCUGGUCGUCUGGUCUUGUGGUCUGGUCUGGUUGUCUGUCGGUCUGUCUGGUCUGGUCUGUUGUUGUCUGGCUGGUCUGGGUCUGUCUGUCUGGUCUGUCUGGUCUGUCUGGUCUGUCUUGUCUGUAUGGUCUGGUCGUCUGGUCUGGCUGUCUGGUUCUGUUGGUCGUCUGGUCUGUCUGGUCUGUCUUGGUCUGUCUGUCUGGUCUUGUUGGUCUGUCUGGUGUUCUGUCUGGUCUGUCUGGUUGUGUCUGGGUCUGGUCUGUCUGGUCUGGUCUGUCUGUCUGGUCUGUCUGGUCUGUCUGGUCUGGUCUGUCUGGUCUGUCUGGUCUGGUCUGUCGUGUCUGGUCUGUCUGGUGUCCGUGUCUGGUCUGUCUGGUCUGUGUCUGGUCUGGUCUGUCUGUCUUGUCUGUCUGGUCUGUCUGGUCUGGUCUGGUCUGGUCUGGUCUGGUCUGUCUGGUCUGUCUGUGGUCUGGUCUGUCUGGUCUGUCUGGGUCUGUCUGGUCUGGUCUGUCUGGUCUGUCUGGUCUGGUCUGUCUGGUCUGUCUGGUCUGGUCUGUCUGGUCUGUCUUGUCUGGUCUGGUCUGUCUGGUCUGUCUGGUCUGUCUGGUCUGGUCUGUCUGGUCUGUCUGGUCUGGUCUGUCUGGUCUGUCUGUGGUCUGUCUGGUCUGUCUGGUUGGCUGUCUGGUCUGGUCUGUCUGGUCUGUCUGGUCUGGUCUGGUCUGGUCUGUGUCUGGUCGUCUGGUCUGGUCGUCUCUGUCUGUCGGUUGCUGUCUGGUCUGGUCUGUCUGUGGUCUGCUGGUCUGGUCUGGUCUGUCUGGUCUGGUCUGUGUCUGGUCUGGUCUGUCUGGUCGGUCUGGUCUGUCUGUCUGGUCUGUCUUCUGGUCUGUCUGGUGUCUGGUUCUGUCUGUCUGUCCUGUCUGGUCUGUCUGGUCUGUCUGGUCUGUCUGGUCUGUGUCCUGGUCUGGUCUGUCUGGUCGGUCUGGUCUGUCUGGUGUCUGGUCUGUCUGUCUGUCUGUCUGUCUGGUCUGUCUGGUCUGUCUGUCUGGUCUGGUCUGUCUGGUCUGUCUGGUCUGGUCUGUCUGGUCUGUCUGGUCUGUCUGUCUGGUCUGUCUGGUCUGUCUGUCUGGUCUGUCUGGUCGUCUGGUCUGUCUGGUCUGGUCUGUCGUCUGGUCUGUCUGGGUUGUUGGUCUGUCUGUCUGGUCUGUCUGUUGUCUGGUCUGGUCUGUCUGGUCUGUCUGGUCUGGUCUGUCUGGUCUGUCUGUCUGGUCUGGUCUGUCUGUCUGUUGGUCUGUCUGUCUGGUCUGUCUGGUCUGGUCUGUCUGGUCUGUCUGGUCUGUCUGUCUGUCUGUCUGUCUCUGGUCUGCUGGCUGGUCGUGGUCUGCUGUCUGGUUCUGUCUGGUCUGUCUGGUCUGUCUGAGUCUGUCUGGUCUGUCUGGUCUGGUCUGGUCUGUCUGUCUGUGUCUGUCUGAGUAUGGUCCUGUUGGUCUGUCUGGUACGGUCUGUCAUGGUCUGUCUGUUGGUCCGUCUGGUCUGGUCUGGUCUGGUCUGUUCUGGUCGCUGGUCAUGUCUGUGUCUGGUACUUGGGCUUCUGGUACUGGUAUGGCUAUGGUGUCUGCUGUCUGGUGCACUUGUAUGUCUGGUCCUUGUCUGGUCUAGUUACUGGUCAUGGCUGUCAUGGUCUGACGGUCUUCUGGCUGGUCUGUAUGGUCGGUUUCUGUACUGUCGGUCUGUCUAUGGUCUGUCAUGGUCUUCUGGUCAUGGUCUAUGGGUCUGGUCUGGUACUGUCAUGGUCUGUAUGUUGGUACUGACUGGUCUGUCGUGGUUUGGUUGGUUGUUGGUCUGUCUGGUCUGGUCUUUGUCUGGUCGUCUGUCUGGCUGUUCUGUCAUGGUUCUGUUGGUAUGUCUGUACUUUCUGGUAUCUGUUGGGUUGGAAUCUGUAUGGUCUGGUUCUGAUCUGGUAUGUCUGUCUGGUUCCUGUAUCUUAUGGGGUUGCUCUGAAGUCUGUCCUGGUACUUAGGGUAUGGUCUGGCUGCUGGUCUGGUUCUUCAUGGGGUAAACUCUAUCUGUUCUGUGUAUCUAUAUGGGUUGGUCUAGUAUGGUCAUGUAUAAUGGUUGCUUUCUAGUGCAUACUGUGUGCCAUGUUCUAGUGGGAUCUGUAGCAGAGCUGUUCAUGUGCUCUAUGCGUAUGACUCGAGUCUGUCUGUACUCUAAUGUCAUGCUCUGUCAUAUGUUGCCAUGGUCUUCUGUGCAUAGCUACUGUCAGGUCUGUUCUUAGUGGCGGUAUGACUCUGAGCCUGUUCUGUGAUCUAUGUAUGAGCCUCUGUCUGUCGGUACUAAUGGUAUCAUGCUGGGCACUUAUGGAUUGGGGUUGCUGUUGGAUCAGCCAUGUCUAGUGGUGUCGCAGUCUGUCAUGUAUCUUUGGGGUAUGAUCUGCUCUGUCAUGGUUCAUGGGUCAUGCUGUCCUGGUAUUUGGUGGUCUACGCUGUUCUGGUCUAGUUGGUUGUCUGUACUGUAUGUCUUUAUGGGUUGCUCUGCUACGGUCAUGGUCUUUGGGGUUGAUCUAGUCUGUCUGUUGGUCUGUCAGUCUGUCAUGUUUAGGAUCUCUGUCGCUGGAUUGGGUGUCAGCUGUUCCUUUUGGUAACUUAGAUGCCCUUAGGCUCUAUGUCCAGGUCUUUGUAUCUCUGUCGCUUUAUGCUUACCGGACUUAUGGACUUAUGCAGGCUUUGUAUGCCUACUAUGCAGCUAGUUGACACUUUCUGUUCAAGGUUAUACUUGGUUUGUUAUAUGAGACCAUACAGACACUCUGGUAAAAUUUAAUGCAGACCUCCCUGUAGCCUGGUGAGACUUAAUACAGACCUCCCUGUAGCCUGGUGAGACUUAAUACAGACCUCCCUGUACAGACCUCCCUGUAGCCUGGUGAGACUUAAUACAGACCUCCGUGCCUGGUGAGACUAAUACAGACCUCCCUGUAGUCUGGGAGACUUAAUACAGACCUCCCUGUAGCCUGGUGAGACUUAAUAAAGACCUCACUGUAGCCUGGUGAGACUUAAUACAGACCUCACUGUAGCCUGGUGAGACUUAAUACAGACCUCCCUGUAGCCUGGUGAGACUUAAUACAGACCUCCCUGUAGCCUGGUGAGACUUAAUACAGACCUCCCUGUAGCCUGGUGAGACUUAAUACAGACCUCCCUGUAGCCGGGUGAGACUUAAUACAGACCUCCCUGUAGCCUGGUGAGACUUAUACAGACCUCCCUGUAGCCUGGUGAGACUUAAUACAGACCUCCCUGUAGCCUGGUGUAGACUUAAUACAGACCUCCCUGUAGCCUGGUGAGACUUAAUACAGACCUCCCUGUAGCCUGGUGGACUUAAUACAGACCUCCCUGUAGCCUGGUGAGACUUAAUACAGACCUCCCUGUAGCCUGGUGAGACUUAAUACAGACCUCCCUGUAGCCUGGUGAGACUUAAUACAGACCUCCCUGUAGCCUGGUGAGACUUAAUACAGACCUCCCUGUAGCCUGGUGAGACAUAAUGCAGGACCUCCCUGUAGCCUGGUGAGUACUUAAUACAGACCUCACUGUUGCCUGGUGAGACUUAAUACAGACCUCCCUGUAGCCUGGGUGAGACUUAAUACAGACCUCACUGUUGCCCUGGUGAGACUUAAUACAGACUCCCUGUAGCCUGGUGAGACUUAUACAGACCUCCCUGUAGUCUGGUGAGACUUAAUACAGACCUCACUGUAGCCUGGUGAGACUUAAUACAGACCUCCCUGUAGCCUGGUGAGACUUAAUACAGACCUCCCUGUAGCCUGGUGAGACUUAAUACAGACCUCCCUGUAGUCUGGUGAGACUUAAUACAGACCUCCCUGUAGCCUGGUGAGACUUAAUACAGACCUCCCUGUAGUCUGGUGUCUAGUAGGACUGACAGAGGCAUUAAUUGGAACUAUUAACAUGACUUUAUGCUAAUUCUUCAUUUGGUUUAUUGGCCUUGAAUGUGUUAACCCAAACAAACCAAUCCCAUUUAAUUAUCCAUGUUGUCUUUGAUCAUCACGCUAUGCCGAAAACAAUUGAGGCUUAUUGAAAUUACGUUGCCCUUUUUAAUUGAGAUUGUCUUAUAAAUUAAUUUGUUAUACAGAUUUAAUGAGAAGCAUCAUGUUGGCUGAUUAAUAGGAUUUAAGCAGUGUAUAUUUCACUGGCAGAAAAUGAAUAGCGGUGGACGGCGGUAUGCUAACGCUUACCUAACCCUUACCUAAACCCUAACCUUAACCCUAACCUUAACCCAAAACCUAACUUUAAUCUAAACCUUAACCCUAAACCUUAACCCUAACCUUAAUGUGUUGUCAUUCAGACGGAAAUGAGCUGUUUGCUAAAUCUGGUACAAUUCAUAUUUUCUCCAGUGUACUUACAGUAUGUUUGGUUCUACGUUGUCCCUGUUCAAAUAAACAUCAUUAUCUCUCUCUAGGUUCCCCCUGUACUAUGAGCUGGUCUAUGGGGUCAGGGUUAAUACUGUGUUAAAAUGUGUGUCUCUCUCUAGGUUCCCCCUGUACUAUGAGCUGGUAUAUGGGUACAGGGUUAACUACUGUGUUAAAAUGUGUUGUCUCUCUCUAGGUUCCCCCUUGUACUAUGAGCUGGUCUAUGGGUCCGUGUUAAUACCUGUGUUAAAAUGUGGUUGUCUAUCUUCUAGGUUCACCCUGGUACUAUGAGCUGGUCUAUGGUCCGGGUUUAAUCUGUGUUAAAAUGUGGUUGGCUCUCUCUAUGGUUCCCCCUGUACUAUGAGCUGGUCUAUGGGUCCCGGGUUAAUACUGUGGUUUAAAUGUGUUGUCUCUCUAUAGGUUCCCCCUGUACUAUGGACUGGUCUAUGUGGUAGGGUUAAUACUGUUUUUAAAUGUGUUGUCCUCUCUCUAGGUUCCCCCGUACUAUGAGCUGGUCUAUGGGUCAGGGUUUAAAUCACUGUUUAAAAUGUGUUGUCUCUCUCUAGGUUCCCCCUGUACUAUGAGCUGGUCUAUGGGUCAGGGUUAAUACUGUGUUAAAAUGUGUUGUCUCUCUCUAGGUUCCCCCUGUACUAUGAGCUGGUCUAUGGGUCAGGGUUAAUACUGUGUUAAAAUGUGUUGUCUCUCUCUAGGUUCCCCCUGUACUAUGAGCUGGUCUAUGGGUCAGGGUUAAUACUGUGUUAAAAUGUGUUGUCUCUCUCUAGGUUUCCCCCUGUACUAUGAGCUGGUCUAUGGGUCAGGGUUAUACUGUGUUAAAAUGUUGUUGUCUCUCUCUAGGUUCCCCCCUGUACUAUGAGCUGGUCUAGGGGUCAGGGUUAAUACUGUGUUAAAAUGUGGUUGUCUUCUCUAGGUUCCCCCUGUACUAUGAGCUGGUCUAUGGGUCAGGGUUUAAUACUGUGUUAAAAAUGUGUUGUCUCUCUCUAGGUUCCCCUGUACUAUGAGCGGUCUAUGGGUCAGGGUUAAUACUGUGUUAAAAUGUGUUGUCUCUCUCUAGGUCCCCCUGUACUAUGAGCUGGUUCUAUGGUCAGGGUUAAUAACUGUUUUAAAUGUGUUGUCUCUCUCUAGGUUCCCCCUGUACUAUGAAGUGGUCUAUGGGUCAGGGUUAAUACUGUGUUAAAAUGUGUUGUCUCUCUCCUAGGUUCCCCUGUACUAUGAGCUGGUCUAGGGUCAGGGUUAAUACUGUGUAAAAUGUGUUGUCUCUCUAGGUUUUCCCCUGUACUAUGAGCUGGUCUAUGGGUCAGGGUUAAUACUGUGUUUAAAAUGUGUUGUCUCUCUAGGUUCCCCCUGUUACUAUGAACUGGUCUAUGGGUCAGGGUCAAUACUGUGUUAACAUGUGUUGUCUCUCUCUAGGUUCCCCCUGUACUAUGAGCUGGUCUAUGGGUCAGGGUUAAUACUGUGUUAAAAUGUGUUGUCUCUCUCUAGGUUCCCCCUGUACUAUGAGAUUAAGAUAGCGUUUGUUAUCUGGCUGCUGUCUCCCUACACCAGAGGAGCUGGUCUCAUCUACAGGAAAUGUCUUCAUCCUCUGCUGUCUUCCAGAGAGAGGGUGAGACUGACUGACGAGUACCGAGCUCUUUGUUAACUGUGUAUUGAAUAGUGUGGUUUCAUUAUGACGCCUAGCUAGGGAAUAGACGAACAUGUUUGAAUCCUGUAUCUGUGUUUUAUCCUUCUACUGAACAAGCUGCCAUACACUUAAAAUGAUCUGUUGUCAUUUGAUGACAAACCUUUAGAAGAUAGUUAGCUUUUGUGUUGUGUCGUGGGUGGACAUGUUGAUGCAUACUGUAGGUUGUAUCUUAAUGAGUCUUCUGUUUCUUGUCUUCUGUCUCCCUCCCCACUUCCUCUCUGUUUAAUUUGUCAUCCUCUCUGUCUUCCAAAUUGGAUGACUACUCAGUUUGCUCUUUGGCCCCCCUUCAUGGCUUUUUGGGGGCCCCCCGGGUUAAUUGGGAAAAGGGUUUUUUUAGGUUCCCCCUGUUUCGGGUCUAUGGUCGGGGUUUUAAAGGGUUAAAAUUGUUGUUUUAGUUUGUUUUUGCUUCUUUUCGGGUUUUAAAUAUUUUUAAAAAUUUUGUUUUUUCCUGUUCCCCUUACAAGACUGGUCUUUGGGGAAUCUUUUUUAAAAUGUUUUUUUUUGGUCCCCCGGGUAAAAAUUUUUAAAUGGUUUUUUGGGUUUUUUAAACGGGGGUUUAAAAUUUUUCCCCCCCUUUUUCCCCCCAAAAACCCUAAAUUAAAAAAUUUUUUUCUUGGGGGGUUUUUUUUUUUUGGGCGGGGGGAAAGGGUUUUCUUUUGGGUUUUUUACCUUUCUUUUUCCCCCUCCCUUUUUGCUUUUUUUGUACCUUUUGUUGGUUUUCUUUUAAUUUUUUCCCUUUUUUUAAAACCUUUCUUCCCCUCUCUGUUUUUCUUUCUCUUCUUUUUUCCCCCUUCUACUGUUCUCUUUUUUCUUUGUAAAUCUUUGGUUCUCCUUUCCGUGUCUUGGUUUUCUGGCUCUUCCCCCCUUCCUGUCCCUUCCUCUCCCCCUUUUCUCUCUUUUUUUCCCCUUCUUCCUUCCCUUCUUUCCCCUCUCUCCUUCUUCUUUCUUUUUUCCCCCCUUUCCCUCUUUCUCCUCUCUUCCUCUUCCUCCUGUUUCUCUCUCCUUUUGGCGUCUCUUUUCCCCCUUUUCCCCUUUUCUCUUCUCUUCUCUUUCUCCUCUGUCGCUUUUUCUGUCUCUCCCUCUUCCUCCCUCCUUUUUCCUGCUCCUUCUCUCUCUGUCUCUUCUUCUUCUUCCCUUCCUUCUCUCUCUUCUCCUUCUCUCUGUCCUUUCUCUUUUCCUUUUCCUUUCCUCUCUCUUUUCUCUUCUCUCUUCCUUUCUCCCUCUUCUUCCUCUCUCUCUUUCUCUCUCUUUCUUCUCCCUUUCUCGGUCCUCUCUCUCUCCCUCUCUCUCUUCCUCUCUCUUUCUCUCUCCUCUCCUCUUCUUGUCUCUCUGUCUCUGUGUUGUUGUCGCCAGGAAAUAGAUGAGUACAUUGUCCAGGCCAAGGAGCGUAGCUACGAGACCAUGGUGAACUUCGGAAGGCAGGGCCUGAGUUCGCUCUCUCCGCGCUCCGCCUUUCGUCGUCCCUGCAGCUGUCGAGUCGAGCUGCACCUUCACCCCAGUUCUGCUCUGCAGACUGCCGCUGUCCCCCGUUACUGGCUCUGCAGAGCUGCACGCGUGUCACCACCCGUUACUGCUCGCAGAGCUGACACGCGUGUCACCCCGUUCUCUGGGGGCACCCGUUACGGCUCUGCAGAGCUGCACGCGUGUCACCCCGUUACUGGCUCUGCAGAGCUGCACGCGUGUCACCCCGUUACUGGCUCUGCAGAGCUGCACGCGUGUCACCCCGUUACUGGCUCUGCAGAGCUGCACGCGUGUCACCCCGUUACUGGCUCUGCAGAGCUGCACGCGUGUCACCCCGUUACUGGCUCCGACUCUGCUUAUCGCUACUUUAUUGAGGAAGAAUGUACUUACUGUGAUGUGUGGUUGUGCCACCUAGCCGUCUUAAGAUGAAUGCACUAACUGUAAGUCACUCUGGAUAAGAGUGUCUGCUAAAUGACCAACAUGUAAAAGUGUGUGUGAUUCUCUAUUGGGUGUAACUGUGCACAGAGCAGCCCAUGGCAGUCCCUGGACUAACUGUCACCGAGGACUAAACACAGAGGACCUGGUGUUGGUUCUCCUUCUCUGCUCGUAAUGGGCCUGUUGUUGCAUCAGGGGGAGAGAUCCAGGGAGGCACCGAGGACUAAACACAGAGGACCUGGUGUUGGUUCUCCUUCUCUGCUCGUAAUGGGCCUGUUGUUGCAUCAGGGGGAGAGAUCCAGGGAGGCACCGAGGACUAAACACAGAGGACCUGGUGUUGGUUCUCCUUCUCUGCUCGUAAUGGGCCUGUUGUUGCAUCAGGGAGAGAGAUCCAGGGAGGCACUGAGGACUAAACAGAGGACCUGGUGUUGGUUCUCCUUCUCUGCUCGUAAUGGGCCUGUUGUUGCAUCAGGGGGAGAGAUCCAGGGAGGCACCGAGGACUAAACACAGAGGACCUGGUGUUGGUUCUCCUUCUCUGCUCGUAAUGGGGCUGUUGUUGCAUCAGGGGGAGAGAUCCAGGGAGGCACCGAGGACUAAACACAGAGGACCUGGUGUUGGUUCUCCUUCUCUGCUCGUAAUGGGCCUGUUGUUGCAUCAGGGAGAGAGUUCCAGGGAGGCAGCAGUCAGUCCUGUCUGUUGAAGGCAGACUGAUCUGAUUUGAUGUGCUGGUAUUGUACCCUGUGGCUGACUGGCUGUGACUACCAAUAUGAACAUGCUAGUGGAGGGCCCUAUAAAACCUGCCAUGCGGGCGGAAUCACGGAAUCCAGACAUUACAAACGGAAUUCAACAAUAUCCUAAAAUGUAUUGAACUUAGUAGGAAAUCAACUAAAUGUGUUGAACUUAGUAGGAAAUCAACUAAAUGUGUUGAACUUAUUAGAAAAUUAAUUAAUUUGACAAAGUUAAUCAUAAGACAUGAACUAAAUGCAUCGGUGAUUUGGUAUUUUCCCACAUCUUUCUGAAACAGCACAGGAAUGCCCCAGUCUGUGUGCUCGAUGGUCUACCACGUUGUGUAGCCGUUAGCAUGCUAAUGAUAACCGUCUUCUGGUAGAGGUGGACAGGCUUCACAAAAAAACUUUUCAUUUAAAUGUUAACUACAGAGUAGCCGAUGCCUACCUGUAUGUGGCCAUUUUGUAUUUGGAAACUCUGCAAUCACAUCUGCUACAGAAACACCGCUAACCAAACACGUUUCUUGCACUUGAAUUAAAGUGUAUCUACACCCAAAAAGAACAUACUUAUUAUAUUUUUCCCAGACCUCAAAAGUGUUCUCCUGAUGUGGUUGAAUCAUUGUUGUGGCAUCAGGCCAGGCCUGGAUAAACAACAUGAGCAUGCUAGCUGGGAUAGAGCAUCAGGCCUGGAUAAACAACAUGAGCAUGCUAGCUGGGAUAGAGCAUCAGGCCAGGCCUGGAUAAACAACAUGAGCAUGCUAGCUGGGAUAGAGCAUCAGGCCAGGCCUGGAUAAACAACAUGAGCAUGCUAGCUGGGAUAGAGCAUCAGCCCAGGCCUGGAUAAACAACAUGAGCAUGCUAGCUGGGAUAGAGCAUCAGCCCAGGCCUGGAUAAACAACAUGAGCAUGCUAGCUGGGAUAGAGCAUCAGCCCAGGCCUGGAUAAAGCAACAAUAGGCUGCCUUUAUAUGUCCUAUCUCUCAACACAAAGUCAGAGACAGCGUAUAACCUUGACUCUGCAUCCAGCAGCCUCUCUCUCUGUAAAAAGCUUCUAUGGCUCGACUCUGCCUGUAUUAAACCAGCCCAUUGAUCAGAUCUUCUAUGGCUCUACUCUGCCUGUAUUAAACCAGCCCAUUGAUCAGAUCUUCUAUGGUUCUACUCUGCCUGUAUUAAACCAGCCCAUUGAUCAGACCUUCUAUGGCUCUACUCUGCCUGUAUUAAACCAGCCCAUUGAUCAGAUCUUCUAUGGCUCUACUCUGCCUGUAUUAAACCAGCCCAUUGAUCAGAUCUUCUAUGGCUCUACUCUGCCUGUAUUAAACCAGCCCAUUGAUCAGAUCUUCUAUGGCUCUACUCUGCCUCUAUUAAACCACCCAUUGAUCAGAUCUUCUUAUGGCUCUACUCUGCCUGUAUUAAACCAGCCCAUUAAUCAGACCUUCUAUGGCUAUACUCUGUCUGUAUUAAACCAGCCCAUUGAUCAGACCUUCUAUGGCUCUACUCUGCCUGUAUUAAACCAGCCCAUUGAUCAGACCUUCUAUGGCUCUACUCUGCCUGUAUUAAACCAGCCCAUUGAUCAGACCUUCUAUGGCUCUACUCUGCCUGUAUUAAACCAUCCCAUUGAUCAGACCUUCUAUGGCUCUACUCUGCCUGUAUUAAACCAGCCCAUUGAUCAGAUCUUCUAUGGCUCUACUCUGCCUGUAUUAAACCAGCCCAUUGAUCAGAUCUUCUAUGGUUCUACUCUGCCUGUAUUAAACCAGCCCAUUGAUCAGACCUUCUAUGGCUCUACUCUGCCUGUAUUAAACCAGCCCAUUGAUCAGAUCUUCUAUGGCUCUACUCUGCCUGUAUUAAACCAGCCCAUUGAUCAGAUCUUCUAUGGCUCUACUCUGCCUGUAUUAAACCAGCCCAUUGAUCAGAUCUUCUAUGGCUCUACUCUGCCUCUAUUAAACCAGCCCAUUGAUCAGAUCUUCUAUGGCUCUACUCUGCCUGUAUUAAACCAGCCCAUUGAUCAGAUCUUCUAUGGCUCUACUCUGCCUGUAUUAAACCAGCCCAUUGAUCAGACCUUCUAUGGCUAUACUCUGUCUGUAUUAAACCAGCCCAUUGAUCAGACCUUCUAUGGCUCUACUCUGCCUGUAUUAAACCAGCCCAUUGAUCAGACCUUCUAUGGCUCUACUCUGCCUGUAUUAAACCAGCCCAUUGAUCAGACCUUCUAUGGCUCUACUCUGCCUGUAUUAAACCAUCCCAUUGAUCAGACCUUCUAUGGCUCUACUCUGCCUGUAUUAAACCAGCCCAUUGAUCAGAUCUUCUAUGGCUCGACUCUGCCUGUAUUAAACCAGCCCAUUGAUCAGAUCUUCUAUGGCUCUACUCUGCCUGUAUUAAACCAGCCCAUUGAUCAGAUCUUCUAUGGUUCUACUCUGCCUGUAUUAAACCAGCCCAUUGAUCAGACCUUCUAUGGCUCUACUCUGCCUGUAUUAAACCAGCCCAUUGAUCAGAUCUUCUAUGGCUCUACUCUGCCUGUAUUAAACCAGCCCAUUGAUCAGAUCUUCUAUGGCUCUACUCUGCCUGUAUUAAACCAGCCCAUUGAUCAGAUCUUCUAUGGCUCUACUCUGCCUGUAUUAAACCAGCCCAUUGAUCAGAUCUUCUAUGGCUCUACUCUGCCUGUAUUAAACCAGCCCAUUGAUCAGAUCUUCUAUGGCUCUACUCUGCCUGUAUUAAACCAGCCCAUUGAUCAGACCUUCUAUGGCUCUACUCUGUCUGUAUUAAACCAGCCCAUUGAUCAGACCUUCUAUGGCUCUACUCUGCCUGUAUUAAACCAGCCCAUUGAUCAGACCUUCUAUGGCUCUACUCUGCCUGUAUUAAACCAGCCCAUUGAUCAGACCUUCUAUGGCUCUACUCUGCCUGUAUUAAACCAGCCCAUUGAUCAGACCUUCUAUGGCUCUACUCUGCCUGUAUUAAACCAGCCCAUUGAUCAGACCUUCUAUGGCUCUACUCUGCCUGUAUUAAACCAGCCCAUUGAUCAGAUCUUCUAUGGCUCUACUCUGCCUGUAUUAAACCAGCCCAUUGAUCAGACCUUCUAUGGCUCUACUCUGCCUGUAUUAAACCAGCCCAUUGAUCAGACCUUCUAUGGCUCUACUCUGCCUGUAUUAAACCAGCCCAUUGAUCAGAUCUUCUAUGGCUCUACUCUGCCUGUAUUAAACCAGCCCAUUGAUCAGACCUUCUAUGGCUCUACUCUGCCUGUAUUAAACCAGCCCAUUGAUCAGACCUUCUAUGGCUCUACUCUGCCUGUAUUAAACCAGCCCAUUGAUCAGAUCUUCUAUGGCUCUACUCUGCCUGUAUUAAACCAGCCCAUUGAUCAGACCUUCUAUGGCUCUACUCUGCCUGUAUUAAACCAGCCCAUUGAUCAGACCGUCUAUGGCUCUACUCUGCCUGUAUUAAACCAGCCCAUUGAUCAGACCUUCUAUGGCUCUACUCUGCCUGUAUUAAACCAGCCCAUUGAUCAGACCUUCUAUGGCUCUACUCUGCCUGUAUUAAACCAGCCCAUUGAUCAGAUCUUCUAUGGUUCUACUCUGCCUGUAUUAAACCAGCCCAUUGAUCAGACCUUCUAUGGCUCUACUCUGCCUGUAUUAAACCAGCCCAUUGAUCAGAUCUUCUAUGGCUCUACUCUGCCUGUAUUAAACCAGCCCAUUGAUCAGAUCUUCUAUGGCUCUACUCUGCCUGUAUUAAACCAGCCCAUUGAUCAGAGCUUCUAUGACUAUACUCUGCCUGUAUUAAACCAGCCCAUUGAUCAGACCUUCUAUGGCUCUACUCUGCCUGUAUUAAACCAGCCCAUUGAUCAGACCUUCUAUGGCUCUACUCUGCCUGUAUUAAACCAGCCCAUUGAUCAGAUCUUCUAUGGCUCUACUCUGCCUGUAUUAAACCAGCCCAUUGAUCAGAUCUUCUAUGGCUCUACUCUGCCUGUAUUAAACCAGCCCAUUGAUCAGAUCUUCUAUGGCUCUACUCUGCCUGUAUUAAACCAGCCCAUUGAUCAGACCUUCUAUGGCUCUACUCUGCCUGUAUUAAACCAGCCCAUUGAUCAGACCUACUCUGCCUGUAUUAAACCAGCCCAUUGAUCAGAUCUUCUAUGGCUCUACUCUGCCUGUAUUAAACCAGCCCAUUGAUCAGACCUUCUAUGGCUCUACUCUGCCUGUAUUAAACCAGCCCAUUGAUCAGACCUUCUAUGGCUCUACUCUGCCUGUAUUAAACCAGCCCAUUGAUCAGAUCUUCUAUGGCUCUACUCUGCCUGUAUUAAACCAGCCCAUUGAUCAGACCUUCUAUGGCUCUACUUUUCCCCUCCUCCUCCUAGUCUCUUAUUUUUUUCUGUCCUCCUGACUGUGUCCUAACGUUGGUGUUGAUCUCUGUCUUCCUGUCCUCCUGACUGUGUCCUAACGUUGGUGUUGAUCUCUCUCUUCCUGUCCUCUGCUGUGUCUAACGUGGUGUGAUCUCUCUCUCCUCUCUGUCUUCCUGUCCUCCUGACUGUGUCCUAACGUUGGUGUUGAUCUCUCUCUCUCUCUCUCUCUCCUUCCUGUCCUCCUGACUGUGUCCUAACGUUGGUGUUGAUCUCUCUCUCUCUCCUCUCUCUCUCUCUCUGUCUUCCUGUCCUCCUGACUGUGUCCUAACGUUGGUGUUGAUCUCUCUCGUCUCCUCUUCUCUCUUCUCUCUCUCUCUCUCUCUCUCUCUCCUUUCUCCUCCCCUCUGUGUCCUAACGUUGGUGUUGAUCUUUCUCUCUCUCUCUCUCUCUCUCUCUCUCUCUCUCUCUCUUCCUGUCCUCCUGACUGUGUCCUAACGUUGGUGUUGAUCUCUCUCUGUCCUCCUGACUGUGUCCUACCGGUGGUGUUGAUCUGUCUUUCCACCAAUACUGUGUGACAUGCUGUCUGUCUCUAGGAACCCAGCACUACUAACGCCAGCCCUCUGAGGUAAUAAUGACAGUUAUUAUACUGCAGCAUGGAGGAGAAAGUCCUCAGAUCAUUCACAGAUUCACUUUCUUAGUUUUAUGGCGUUUGGUGUCUUUCUGUUGUCAAGCUGUGCUGUACACACAUCAUUUAACCACUAAUGUUCCCUUCAUGAUAGUACACAUCCUGUCUGUUCCUCAGUUUUGUUAUGGAAAAGGUUCUGCAUUAUCAUAAGCUGUUUGAAAACACUGCAAAUAGAUUCCUGAAAAUGGAUCCUAUGUAGUAGUUUUCCAGAAACAGAUAUACUCCAUCAGCAUGUUACUGUAUGGGUCAGAGCACAGUAAGAGACUGGAGUCAUGAUGUCACGUGGAGAGUUGGGAGGCGUUUUAGAUGACAGUGUUAUCCGAGUGAUGACACUAACUGUGUGUGUGUGUGUGUGUGUGUGUGUGUGUGUGUGUGUGUGUAGGGCCAGGGGGCCAUCACAGAGAAACUGAGGAGCUUCAGUAUGCAUGACCUGACCCAGAUACCCCUCGACGACGCAGCAGCCAAUCAGAUCUAUACAGCCCAUGCCGGCAACCCUGCCGUGAGCAGGAGGGCUCUCACCGCAGACGCUACCGACAGAACAGGUAUGACGUGGUCCACACACACCUUACAUUAACCUUUCCCCUAGUACCUUCCACUUGUCUGGUAAUCAUUGAUCCAAAGGGGAUCCAGUUACGACACGGUAAGACUCCUGUCUCCACCUUCCUCAAACAUCCUCUAUAGCUGUAGCUGUGUUGAGCAACAUGGGUUGGCUCACCCUAUUCCCUGUGAGCCCUGGUCAAAAGCAGUGCACUCUAUAGGGUAUAGGGUGCCAUUUGGGAUGCUGGUCCAGUGCCUUCAGAAAGUAUUCAUACCCCUUCACUUGUUCCUCUCCCAUCUACACACAAUACCCAUAGUGACAAAGUCAAUGUUUGUAGACAUUUUUUAGCAAAUGUAUUACAAAUGAAAUACUGAAAUAUAACAUUUACAUAAGUAUUCACACCCCUGAGUCAAUACAUGUUAGAAUCACCUUUGGCAGCGAUUACAGCUGUGAGUGUUUCUGGGUAAGUCUCUUAAGAGCUUUCACACCUGGAUUGUACAAUAUCUGCCCAUUUUAUUAUUUUCUAAAUUCUUCAAACUCUGUCAAAUUGGUUGUUGAUCAUUGCUACACAACCAUUUUCAGGUCUUGCCAUAGAUUUUCAAGUAGAUUUCAGUCAAAACUGUAACUCGUCCACUCAGGAACAUUCACUGUCUUCUUGGUGAGCAACUCCAGUGUAGAUUUGGCCUUGUGUUUUAGGUUAUUGUCCUGCUGAAAGGUGAAUUCAUCUUCCAGUGUCUGGUGGAAAGCAGACUGAACCAGGUUUUCCUCUAGAAUUUUGCCUGUGCUUAGCUCCAUUCCUUUUUUUGAAAAACUCCCUAGUCCUUGCCGAUGACAAGCAUACCCAUAACAUGACGCAGCCACCACAAUGCUUGAAAAUAUGAAGAGUGGUACUCUUGUGAUGUAUUGUAUUUUCCCCAGAGUAUCCCAAACAUGCUUAAUGGGUGACCUGUCUGAGUAUGCAGGCCAUGGAAGAACUGGGACAUUUUCCAGCUUCCAAGAAUUGUGUAAAGGUCCUUGCGACAUGGGGCCGUGCAUUAUCAUGCUGAAACAUGAGGUGAUGGCGGCGGAUGAAUGGCACGACAAUGGGCCUCAGGAUCUCGUCAUGGUAUCUCUGUGCAUUCAAAUUGCCAUCGAUUAAAAUGCUAUUGUGUUGGUGUCCGUAGCUUAUGCCUGCCCAUACCAUUACCCCAGUCGGUUACGACACUGAACUGCAGUCGGGUCAAGAGCCUGGUGAGGACGACGAGCACGCAGAAUGAGCUUCCCUGAGAUGGUUUCUGACAGUUUGUGCAGAAGUUUUAUUUCAGCUCAUGAAACAUGGGACCAACACUUUACAUGUGUCUUAUAUAUUUGUCUAGUAUAGUUUAACUUCUACUGGAAAGAAUGCAACAUUAUCAUUUUAGUCAGGAUAAUGACCAGCUGAAGGCCGUCACAAUACACACUGGACCUGCUGACCAUCUGAAGGCCAUCACAUUACACACUGGACCUGCUGACCAUCUGAAGGCCAUCACAUUACACACUGGACCUGCUGACCAUCUGAAGGCCGUCACAUUACACACUGGACCUGCUGACCAUCUGAAGGCCGUCACAAUACACACUGGACCAGCUGAAGGCCAUCACAUUACACACUGGACCUGCUGACCAUCUGAAGGCCAUCACAUUACACACUGGACCAGCUGAAGGCCAUCACAUUACACACUGGACCUGCUGACCAUCUGGAGGCCAUCACAUUACACACUGGACCUGCUGACCAUCUGAAGGCCGUCACACUGGACCUGCUGACCAUCUGGAGGCCAUCACAUUACACACUGGACCUGCUGACCAUCUGAAGGCCAUCACAUUACACACUGGACCAGCUGACCAUCUGGAGGCCAUCACAUUACACACUGGACCUGCUGACCAUCUGAAGGCCGUCACAUUACACACUGGACCUGCUGACCAUCUGAAGGCCGUCACACUGGACCUGCUGACCAUCUGAAGGCCAUCACAUUACACACUGGACCUGCUGACCAGCUGAAAGCACAGAUGUGUUCUUGGUUACAUUCUGCACCCUGUUCCCUAUGUAGUGUGACCAGUGCACUCCUAUGUAGUGUGACCAGUGCACUAUAUAGGGAAUAGGCUGCCAUUUGGGUUGCACCCCUUGUCUCUAUUCUCCGCCCUUCGCUCUGUUACAUUAAAGGAGUGGCGCAGCUUCGUGCCGUCGGAAGAUGAAACCCACAUCUCUCUGUGAUGGACAGGCUCUGAGAAGAAUACCUGAUGCUCUCUGUGAUGGACAGGCUCUGAGGAGAAUACCUGAUGCUCUCUGUGAUGGACAGGCUCUGAGAAGAAUACCUGAUGCUCUCUGUGAUGGACAGGCUCUGAGAAGAAUACCUGAUGCUCUCUGUGAUGGACAGGCUCUGAGAAGAAUACCUGAUGCUCUCUGUGAUGGACAGGCUCUGAGAAGAAUACCUGAUGCUCUCUGUGAUCGACAGGCUCUGAGAAGAAUACCUGAUGCUCUCUGUGAUCGACAGGCUCUGAGAAGAAUACCUGAUGCUCUCUGCUCUCUCUCUCUCGUCUCUCUGCUAAUGCCUGUCCUCCCUCCGCUCCCUGUUGGUCAUUCCACUAGCAUCCAGGUCAUUUCAUCUCGUCUGGAAUGAAGCCGUCAUAAAGAGAGCUGCUUUCAGAUGCCAAGCGCUUUAUAAGAGGGAGCAGAAAGAACCCCAGGGAAUGAUGUCAAUGUCAACUGAUUAAGUGACAUGUUAAUUGUAGUUUUUAGUUGAAGAAGAAACCACCUCAAACCCUUUAGUUCUUUACCCUUUAGGUCUUCAUCCAGGAUAUGUUUUCCUGUGCUGUUUUUAAAGAGGAUGUGGUCAGUGGAGGAAGCCAAUGUGUGCAUCCCAAAUUGCAUCCUAUCCCCUAAAUAGUGUACUACUUUUGGCCAGAGUCCUAUGGGCUUCCCUCUGGGCCCUGGUCAAAACUAGUGCACUGGAAAGGGAAUAGGGUGCUAUUUAGGAUACAUACAUGGUUGGGUCUGUUCUAUUGUUCUCCUCAGGCUGACGGGCUCAGUGCAGGGUGGGGUUGGUUGGUUCUGUUCUCCUCAGGCUGACGGGCUCAGGAGGGAGGGGUUGGUUGGUUCUGUUCUCCUCAGGCUGACAGGCUCAGUGAGGGAGGGGUUGGUUGGUUCUGUUCUCCUCAGGCUGACAGGCUCAGUACAGGGAGGGGUUGGUUGGUUCUGUUCUCCUCAGGCUGACGGGCUCAGUACAGGGAGGGGUUGGUUGGUUCUGUUCUCAGGGAGGGAAAGUCCCAUUACUUGUCAUCACGCUGGGCUGGGCUGGGCUGGGCUGGGCUGGCUGGGCUGGGCUGGGCUGGGCUGGGCUGGGCUGGCGUCGCGUGCUGCCAGCUAGCUCAGCUGUGACCAGUCAGAGGUAUUGUAGAAGACAGAUGCAGGAUAUUAAAGAUUCUAAUAAGGGAUACAGAUAAUUGGUGGAAUGAAUGGAAUGUGCUCCUCACUUCUCAUACUACGAAAAUGAUCCUUUAUGUGGAGAAUUAGAUGUAUUUCUAAAACAACUGUCAACCAAUAGGUCUCAAUAGCUUCAUAUGACACAUACCAGUUUGCCUUGGACUGUGUGAAGGCUAGCAUAAAAAACAUAUCUCAUAGGUUGCAGAAAGUUUAAACCCUAAAACAAGUAUAAAUAGCCUUGUAGAUUUAAUAGUGGCUCCAGAUCCUGAGGAAACAGUCAUAUUUCUAGAAUGGAGAGCAGAUGUGACGAGCUGCAGCUACAGGAACAAAGGAGAGGAGGUAUAGAGUCUGUUACUGUGUUACUGCCGCCCCCUGGUGGAGGCUGGUAGAAUGUUACUGCUGCCCCCUGGUGGAGGCUGGUAGAAUGUUACUGCUGCCCCCUGGUGGAGGCUGGUAGAAUGUUACUGCUGCCCCCUGGUGGAGGCUGGUAGAAUGGCAGCUGUGUUACUGCUGCCCCCUGGUGGAGGCUGGUAGAAUGCAGUGUGUUACUGCUGCCCCUGGUGGAGGCUGUAGAAUGUUACUGCUGCCCCCUGGUGGAGGCUGGUAGAAUGUUACUGCUGCCCCCUGGUGGAGGCUGGUAGAAUGUCAGCUGUCGUGACUCACAGCACAGAACAGAAUUGCCCCAGUCAGUUAGUAGUGGUCAUAGCACAGUGAUGAUAUUACAGAACAGAAUAGCCCCAGUUAGUUAGCAGUGGUUAUGGUGGUGGGGGUUCUCUCUUGGUGUCCAUCAGCCUGAGACCAGCAGGGCAUGGGGCAGCAGCUGUUCCACACUCCCUCCCCCCCCCCCUUCCCUCCCCCAGCCCACUGUGGCUCUGACCCCACACACCGCAGCACAGACCCCCCCACUCAGAGAGCCAGCUCAGCAGAGCUGAGAGCUGCUGGUCCCAUGGCUGGUCACAUGACUGGUCACAUGUCCUCUGUGACAAGAGAGACCCAGUCGUCGUUCCAGAGCGUAGAUGUUGCUGACGCCUGCAAGAUCUGACAAUGCCUGGGAAGUAUCAGCUAACCACAACAUACACUAUAGAUACAAAAGUAUGUGGACACCCCUUCAAAUUAGUGGAUUCGGCUAUUUCAGCCACACCCGUUGCUGACAGGUGUAUAAAAUCGAGCACACCGCCAUGCAAUCUCCAUAGACAAACACUGGCAGUUGAAUGGCCUUACUGAAGAGCUCAGUGACUUUCAACAUGGCACUGUUAUAGAAUUCAUCUGCGCUUCAUGAAGUGGGUUUCCAUGGCCAAGCAGCCGCAUACAAGCCUAACAUCACCAUGCGCAAUGCCAAGCGUCAGCUGGAGUGGUGUAAAGCUCACAGCCAUUGGACUGUGGAGCAGUGGAAACGCGUUCUCUGGAGUGAUGAAUCACACCAUCUGGCAGUCCGAUGGACGAAUCUGGGUUUGACAGAUGCCAGGAGAACGCUUCCUGCCCCAAUGCGUAGUGCCAACUGUAAAGUUUGGUGGAGGAGGAAUAAUGGUCUGGGGCUGUUUUUCAUGGUUCGGGCCCCUUAGUUCCAGUGAAGGGAAAUCUUAAUGCAACAGCAUACAAUUACAUUCUAGACGAUUCUGUGCUUUCAACUUUCCCUUUCCUGUUUCAGCAUGACAAUGCCCCCGUGCACAAAGCGAGGUCCAUACAGAAAUGGUUUGUGGAGGUUAGUGUGGAAGAACCUGAAUGGCCUGCAGCGUCUACAUACUUUGGGCAUGUAGUGUAUGUUAUAGGAAUCUGUCAGUGGAUGACACCGUUGGUCAUGUAGUGUAUGUUAUAGGAAUCUGUCAGUGGAUGACACCGUUGGUCAUGUAGUGUAUGUUAUAGGAAUCUGUCAGUGGAUGACACCGUUGGUCAUGUAGUGUAUGUUAUAGGAAUCUGUCAGUGGAUGACACCGUUGGUCAUGUAGUGUAUGUUAUAGGAAUCUGUCAGUGGAUGACACCGUUGGUCAUGUAGUGUAUGUUAUAGGAAUCUGUCAGUGGAUGACACCGUUGGUCAUGUAGUGUAUGUUAUAGGAAUCUGUCAGUGGAUGACACCAUUGGUUGUUGUGUGGCCUUAGCUGUGGAAUUCAGCCCCAGUGAGGGGCUUUGUCCCCAGGUGGCCUGUCUCUCUCCAACACAGCAGUCAGUCAGUCCCCUUUUGACACAGCACUUCUACCAUAAGGACCUAGGAGUCAGCUCAGAAGACCAAGUUAACAUGCUUCUGGUUCAGUUGUACUAUGCCUAACUAAUAUGGACAUGUCUCCCCAGAGUACUAUGCCUAACUAAUGUGGACAUGUCUCCCCAGAGUACUAUGCCUAACUAAUGUGGACAUGUCUCCCCAGAGUACUAUGCCUAACUAAUGUGGACAUGUCUCCCCAGAGUACUAUGCCUAACUAAUGUGGACAUGUCUCCCCAGAGUACUAUGCCUAACUAAUGUGGACAUGUCUCCCCAGAGUACUAUGCCUAACUAAUGUGGACAUGUCUCCCCAGAGUACUAUGCCUAACUAAUGUGGACAUGUCUCCCCAGAGUACUAUGCCUAACUAAUGUGGACAUGUCUCCCCAGAGUACUAUGCCUACGAGCAGGAGGACAGGACAGAUGAGGAGGGGGAACAACUUUUCUCAGAGGACGAGGCUGUCACCCAGAGAGGUCUGAGGAGGUCCCAGAGUGUCAAGAUUAUGCGCUCUAAAGCCCGUAAAGAUGUAAGUCUGAAUAUAACACACUCUAAAGCCUGUAAAGAUGUAAGUCUGAAUAUAACACACUCUGAAGCCCGUAUAGAUGUAAGUCUGAAUAUAACACACUCUGAAGCCUGUAAAGAUGUAAGUCUGAAUAUAACACACUUUGAAGCCUGUAAAGAUGUAAGUCUGAAUAUAACACACUCUGAAGCCUGUAAAGAUGUAAGUCUGAAUAUAACACACUCUGAAGCCUGUAUAGAUGUAAGUCUGAAUAUAACACACUCUGAAGCCUGUAAAGAUGUAAGUCUGAAUAUAACACACUCUAAAGCCCAUAAAGAUGUAUGUCUGAAUAUAACACACUCUAAAGCCCAUAAAGAUGUAAGUCUGAAUAUAACACACUCUGAAGCCUGUAAAGAUGUGCGUCUGCGGCUACUCUCCUCUGGUUCUGAUAUGGAUAAAUACUAGGUCUCUAAUGCAGUGGUCACCAACCGGUCCAUCACCAAACAUUUCUGUAGAAAGCCAACGAUGAAGACGUAUGCUCCUUUUCUUAUUAUUGGUGUUGUGCUGUUGGCAGUAGGUGACCUUGGUUCAGAAGCCCUGUUGGCGGUAGGUGACCUUGGUUCAGAAGCCCUGUUGGCGGUAGGUGACCUUGGUUCAGAAGCCCUGUUGGCGGUAGGUGACCUUGGUUCAGAAGCCCUGUUGGCGGUAGGUGACCUUGAUUCAGAAGCCCUGUUGGCGGUAGGUGACCUUGAUUCAGAAGCCCUGUUGGCGGUAGGUGACCUUGAUUCAGAAGCCCUGUUGGCGGUAGGUGACCUUGAUUCAGAAGCCCUGUUGGCGGUAGGUGACCUUGGUUCAGAAGCCCUGUUGGCGGUAGGUGACCUUGGUUCAGAAGCCCUGUUGGCGGUAGGUGACCUUGGUUCAGAAGCCCUGUUGGCGGUAGGUGACCUUGGUUCAGAAGCCCUGUUGGCGGUAGGUGACCUUGGUUCAGAAGCCCUGUUGGCGGUAGGUGACCUUGGUUCAGAAGCCCUGUUGGCGGUAGGUGACCUUGGUUCAGAAGCCCUGUUGGCGGUAGGUGACCUUGAUUCAGAAGCCCUGUUGGCGGUAGGUGACCUUGAUUCAGAAGCCCUGUUGGCGGUAGGUGACCUUGAUUCAGAAGCCCUGUUGGCGGUAGGUGACCUUGAUUCAGAAGCCCUGUUGGCGGUAGGUGACCUUGAUUCAGAAGCCCUGUUGGCGGUAGGUGAACUUGAUUCAGAAGCCCUGUGCACCAGGUAGGCAAAGUGUUCCCACUUUGAACCUUUUUCAUUUCUCUGAGAAGUCUUAAGUCCGCCUACCCAGCAGACCAGGAGAUCUGUAGCUAAAUCGAGUGUGGCUACUGCGCUGGCCAAUCGGAUAGCUCACGUCACCGUGCCUACAGCUUCCAGCAAAGUUUGAUACUAGCCUACAUGAGAUUUCAAAACCAGAGUGAGACUGUCAAAGAAUACAGCAAAGAGCUGCUGUUUUUAUGACUGAGUUCAUGUUUGUUUUUAUUCAGCACUGUUAAAAAACAUCAAACAGGCUUCUCCCUACUUCCAUUCGACUGCAGCUGCAAUGACUGGAGCCAAGGGUAUCUAUAGCCCUGCCUUCAAGACAACUGGGAACCCAGAGAAAAACUAGAUCCGACUGGGGAAAAAUCGUUUUGAACAGUCAUCCAACUCAGGCAUCUUUCUAGAGCUCCGAUGAUCUGACCUCGUUUUCUUGACAGUUCCCAGUUGUCUUGAAAGCACCAUGACCAUCAGAUGCAGGUACCAUCAGUCCAGUAAAAUAAACAAGAUAAUUAUUUCAAUUUAUUCUCAACUGUGCCUCGCAAGUAAUACACCAACUGAUCUGUUUUGUUAUCAAAGCUCAAGUUGUGAAAUAUAAUAUGGUCUGAGAAUAACAAUACUGGCAGGCCAGGCAUAUAGCCAAUAUGCUGUGAUAAUGUAUUAGGCCUACUGCAUGAACCUCAUUCCUACAGUACUGUUUUUAUUAGGUUCAUGUUACAUUUUAAGUAAUGUUUUUUAAAAACCUGAGUGGUAGAGCUCUGCUUGCUUUGUGACUGUGAAAGUGAUCUAGACAGAGAAAAGGUUGGUGACCACUGGUCUGCAGUAUAUGAAAGGGAUCUAGACAGAGAAAAGGUUGGUGACCACUGGUCUGCAGUAUAUGAAAGGGAUCUAGACAGAGAAAAGGUUGGUGACCACUGCUCUGCAGUAUAUGAAAGGGAUCUAGACAGAGAAAAGGUUGUUGACCACUGGUCUGCAGUAUAUGAAAGGGAUCUAGACAGAGAAAAGGUUGUUGACCACUGGUCUGCAGUAUAUGAAAGGGAUCUAGACAGAGAAAAGGUUGGUGACCACUGCUCUGCAGUAUAUGAAAGGGAUCUAGACAGAGAAAAGGUUGGUGACCACUGGUCUGCAGUAUAUGAAAGCGUCUUCAGUCUUUUUGAAAGGGUCUGUGAUGCAUGUUGUAGUAUAUUAACGAGGUCAGAGUUGGACCAGUCUAAUGAGGGUGGUUUUGUUUUCUAAUAAUAAUCAAUGUGUUCUUUCCAACAGGCCCGUUAUGGAUCUCUGAAGAUCAAAGGGAAACGAAGGCAGGGUCUGAGUGCUUCGACCUACACUGCAAUGUAAUGAACACUCCAGGAGAAGCAUGGAUGUGGCCCAAACACCACCCUUUUCCUUAUAUAGUGCACUAGUGUUGACCAGAGCAGUCUGGGCCCUGGCCCAAAGGUAGUGUAUUCUAAAGGGAAUCGGCUUGUGGGACGGAUCACAAAAUCAGUCAACACUUCAGGAAGAUCUAUUGACAACUCCAACAUCCGUCAGUGCCUGGCUGCUGACAGUACGCAGUCAUUCUCUGGAGAACGGUGCUGAGGAACUGUUCUCCGUCAUUCUCUGGAGAACGGUGCUGAGGAACUGUUCUCCGUCAUUCUCUGGAGAACGGUGCUGAGGAACUGUUCUCCGUCAUUCUCUGGAGAACGGUGCUGAGGAACUGUUCUCCGUCAUUCUCUGGAGAACGGUGCUGAGGAACUGUUCUCCGUCAUUCUCUGGAGAACGGUGCUGA